Aureococcus anophagefferens is the source of this 879-nucleotide messenger RNA. RefSeq lists its product as hypothetical. The coding region runs from base 1 to 879 and encodes 292 amino acids. The transcript has a single exon. The record is from RefSeq and is a predicted model, not a curated record. NCBI's taxonomy places the organism in Eukaryota, Pelagophyceae, Pelagomonadales, Pelagomonadaceae.
AUGGUGUCGGAGGACGCGCCGCUCGUCACGACGGCGGCGAACACGCCGCUCGUGUCCUUCGUCUUCACGUCCAUGGAGCAGCUGUCGGCGCCCGCUUCGAGCGCGGCCGCCGCCGCGCCCGCGCCCGCGCCCGCGCCCCCGGCGCCGGCGGCCCCGGCGCCGGACGCGUCGCUCUCGGCGCCGGACGCGGCGCUCCCGGCGCGCGACGCGGCGCUCCCGGCGCGCGACGCCACGCCGGCGGUGGCGGCCACGGCUUCCGCGCCGUCCGCCGCGGUCGCCGACGACGACAGCGACGACGAGGACCUCCUGGGCGGGCCGCGGCGGCCGCGGCGGCCGCGCCGCGCCGCGCCGCGCCGCGACGAGCUCCUCGACGAGCUCAUGGCCGCGGACGCCGGCUCCACGCCGCCGCCGCCGUGCACGCUCGCCGCGGUCCACGCAGAGCCGACGGUCGACCUGCGAGGGCCGGAGUUCCUGGCUCGGGCGCGCCGCGAAGCCGACGCCGCCCGCCCCGUGCUCGUGGAGGACGAGGACGGCGCCGUGGCCGAGCUCGAGGGCGCCACCGAGGGCGUCGAAGACCACUUCGCGCGCGCCGAGCGCGCGGUGCUCGCGCUGCUCCACGACGACCCCGCGUUCCGCGACGCCGGCCCCGCGGACCGCGACAAGGCCGACCUCGUCGUGGGCCUCCUCUUCCAGCCGUCCAUCGAGAGCGAGUUGGACGUGCGCAGGCGCGCCGCCGACUUCCAGGACCUCCACCACGACCUGCGCGCCGCCAUCCGGCUCGCGGUCCGGGAGGCCUCCGCGCGGACGACCGCGGACGACGAGCGCGACGUCCUCGGGGAUGGCGCGCAGACGCUCGAGCACCUAGCGGUCAUGACCUAG